UUGCUUUCUCGCCGGCUACCGUAUUGUGGGUGGCUGUUGAUGGAUUGGAUGGGUGACGCUGUUUGACUAUUAUUUGCUGGGAUAUUUCCAGUCCGACAAUGCUUGAUUUCAUGGAUUACAUCCAACUCGCCUUCGCCGAGGCGACGAAUUGGAACCGCGACAAUUCAUACUCGUCUCUCACGGCCACGGCUCAGUCCCUCCUCGACUUCUCUACCCCGGAGCGUCUCCGCGUCCAUCUCUCGUCCCUAUCCACUCCGCACUUCGCGACGAGUUACACCCUCGGCACCGUCGGCCUGAUCGAUGGCUCAGUCUCCUACCUCUUCAGCACCGUCCCUCUCGACCAUUCCCCCAGCAAAAGUGCUCUGAUCCCCCUGCGCAAGCUCUCCCCGGGUUACCGCCAAGUCCAAGCCCCCAUAGCCCCAAUCGAGGACCUCACCGCCGAGUCCAUCCUCCACGACCUCAACAAUGACCCCUACCAUGUGCCAAUCGGCAAGAAGGCGACCCUCUUCCACGCAACCCUUCACCUCCCUCCCCCGACCACCCUCAACGCCCUCUUCCUACGCCGCAUCUCUCCCACCAUGCAGCUCUCCCUCGCCGUCUGCUCGACCCGAGGCCCACUCCUCUCCAAAUCCGCCCCGCAGGCCUCCCUCCUGACCCAACUCUCCCAUAACACCGGCAAAUACAGCAACGAGUACCUCUUCAGCACUGAUAACGCCCUCUUCGGGUGGCGCGGACUAUGGAACUUUGGCCCCGACCCGCGCGAUGGCCCGUCAUCGUCCCCGCGUCUCUCCCUCCUCUCCGCCGGCGCAGAAGCAUACUACUCCCCCAUAUCCUCACUCAUCGGCAUGUCCACCGGCCUGCGAUUCAGUACCCUCCCCGCAGCAACAGACCUCCCUUCUUCACAAUCCACCUCCACCUCCACCUCUCCACCCCCCAACCAACCCAACAACACCCCCAUCUCCACCUUCCCCUACACCCUAACCCUAACCCUGACUCCCGUAACGGGCUCCCUCUCAACCACCUACUCCCUCCGCGCGUCUCCCAACCUGGCCUUCAGCUCCCGCUUCGGCUUCAACGUCUACAGCUGGGAAAGCGAAAUGGUAGCGGGCUGCGAACUCUGGCGCAAGAGUAAGCGGAGCCCGGAUGACGAUGGGCUGGAAUGGGCGCGACGGAAGAUGCGCGAGAGCAUGUUUCCGUCGUCUACUGUUUCGCCUCCUCUACCUGAACCGAUCAAGGAGGAGGAACAGGAGAAUGAAUCCGUGUUGAAGAUCCGGGUGGAUCAGUCGUGGAAUGUGCGGUUGUUGUGGGAGGGCCGGGUCAAGGAAUUGUUGGUGAGUGCGGGGGUGGGAUUGGGGCCGAGUUCGUUUACGUCGUCGUAUGCGGCUGCGGCGGGGGCGCAGAGUGGUGGGGGAGGGAGCCUGGGGAAGUCGUAUUGGCGGGGAGUGGGGGUUUCGGUGUUGUACUCGUCGUGA
Messenger RNA from Aspergillus ibericus CBS 121593, 1472 nucleotides. RefSeq names its product mitochondrial distribution and morphology protein 10. The record is from RefSeq and is a predicted model, not a curated record. The transcript has 2 exons. Lineage: Eukaryota; Fungi; Ascomycota; Eurotiomycetes; Eurotiales; Aspergillaceae. Gene Ontology annotation, cellular component: ERMES complex; SAM complex. The coding region runs from base 99 to 1472 and encodes 457 amino acids. Gene Ontology annotation, biological process: mitochondrial outer membrane translocase complex assembly; establishment of mitochondrion localization; phospholipid transport.